CUGGUUAGUUUUUGUCGGAGGGUUUAGAGUUGCAGAGAGGAGAGGAGAGGAGAGGAGAGGAAAUGGGUUACAAGAAUGACGUAUGCACGGAAUGUACUAAAAAAUGCUUGUUGAUCCAUGGAAAGAGAGAAUCUUCUCCUACGGUUACUUCGUUCUUCAAAGUCUUGGUUGGUGAUGGCUUCUCCGAAGUUCUGUUCAUCCCUCCUAAAUUUGCACGCACGGUUAGCUCCAUGCUUGGUCGAAAAACUUAUCUGGAAGACUCGAGUGGACAACGUUGGAGUGUCAAAGUAUCCACUAUUGAUGGCUCCUUAGCUUUUCGACAAGGGUGGGAUGAAUUUGCAUCAGAUCAUUUUCUGGAAAAUGGGCAGUUUUUAGUAUUCACUUACAUUAUUGGAUCACACUUUGUGGUUCAAAUAUAUGAUAAAAGUGGAUGUGAAAAGUUAAAUUUCUCUCAGAAACUGACGAGUGGCGGGAAAAAGGCUAAGCCUAAGCUUUGCUCUGAUCAUUUGCCUUCAGAUGGCAGAAAACCUGUUCCUAUGGAGGCUCAUUUUCCAAUGGUUGAUAGAGGUUAUAUGAAUGAGCAGGGCUCAAGUUCAACAGUACCUUCUUCAUCUAAUAUUGAAAUAAUUGACAGUGAUGAUAAAGAUGCUGAGAAGACAGUGAUGGCUGCUAAAUGCAAUUCUCUUUGUGAUAUUAGCCGAGAAAGACCUAAAUCCGAUGCAACAGUAGACUGCACAGAAGUUCCAUUCUACAUAAUCGAUAGAGACUUCACAACCGAACAAGAUGAAACCAGGACUGCCCUUUUUGAUUUGUCGAACUUUGAAAUAUUGAGAGACCAAUCUGGGGCCAAUCGAAUGGAGAAUGUGUCAGUUGCUGUUGGAAAGGAAACAUCUUCCUAUCGUCAGGGGGACCCAGAAAAACCUCAAGCCUCAGUUGGAGAAGGCACUGUACAUAAAGAUCCAGUGGCUGUUAAUGAAUCCUGUGGACAAGCUUCUUUUGAUGUAUCUGACUUGGAAGUGACUGAGAUGGAAUGCAGUGCUGAAGUUAUAGACAAAGUGCCCUCAAAAUUCAAAAAGGAUUCCUGUUGCCACCAUGCCUCUUUGCGACCCCAAAUUCCAUCUUCAGGGCAGCCUGAUGAAAAGAAGAGCGGGAACCCUGAUAUGUCCAAGAUUGUCUUUGGCCAAUAUCCUCUUGCUACGAGACGGAACAUCAAUGAUUUGGGAACCAAGUCAGUGGUUAAAGUCAAAAUGGAAGAAGCUCCCCUUAUCGGAAGCAGUGGAAGUGUUCCACAGAUUAUCACUAAAGUACCUGGGUGCUUUGGUGCUCCAGCUGCCUUGGAAGGAGAAAAGGGAACCAAGUCAGUGGUAAAAGUCAAAAUGGAAGAAGCUCCCCUUAUCGGAAGCAGUGGAAGUGUUCCACAGAUUAUCACUAAAGUACCUGGGUACUUUGGUGCUCCAGUUGCCUUGGAAGGAACCAAGUCAGUGGUAAAAAUCAAAAUGGAAGAAACUCCCCUUAUUGGAAGCAGUGGAAGUGUUCCGCAAAUUAUCACUAAAGUACCUGGGUGCUUUGGUGCUCCAGUUGCCUUGAAAGGAGAAAAGGGGAAAGGGCUGAAGGUAGUUAAGAAAGAGGAUGGAGGAAUGAUGAAGGAAGCCAAUGUGUGUUUGACAGGGAAGAUAUCCAAGACAAGUAAAGAAGAGUCUGGGGAGAAAUUUAGUCAUGGUUCCAAAGACAAGGGAAGCACUUACAUAUCUGUGAAAACAGAACCAAUGGAUUCAGAUGAUUUCUCAUCAUCCGAUUUGAUCGAUUUUUGCGAUUCAGUGACGGCAGUAACUCAGUCUUGGCUUGAGUUGCCAACAGUUUCAGUUUCGUGGAAGGGGAAGUUAAGAAUGGAUAGGAAGUUAGUGCUCCUUCGUGAUCCAGCCAUGAAAGUGUGGGCAGUCCUCUAUCACGAAAGACCUGGGUUCAGAGUCUUAACCAGCGGGUGGGAAGCUUUCGCCAAGGCAAACAACAUUCAACCAGGAGAUACAUGCAUUUUUGGAGUUGAAAGUCGAUCAGAAGGUCUAUUCCGUGUGAAUAUUGUCAGGAGAGGUUGACAUGUUAUAGAUUAUGAAGUCCCGCAUCGACAUGGUAGAGGGGGUUGUUAUCAGAUGAGCAUCCUAGCUAGGAUUCUGGGGGAUUAUUAUGGAGUUGGAUGCUGCAAUGGUGUUCAAAUGGCUGGUGAUGGACAAUAUUUGGUUUUUUCAUUUGAACAAUAUUGCUUUCUGAACAUUUGGUGAUUCAUAAGCCAAGUGCCUAGCUUGUUAGCAUGAUGGGGCUACCAUCAUGAAUGGUGUCAGUGGAGAAUGCAAAGAGAACUAUCUUGUAUGGAUGGCAGAACUAUUAGAAAAGGACUUUAUAUGUGUUUGUUGG
This is a messenger RNA of Telopea speciosissima, 2409 nucleotides long. RefSeq names its product B3 domain-containing protein Os01g0905400-like. Bases 63 to 2093 code for a protein of 676 amino acids. Gene Ontology annotation, molecular function: DNA binding. The transcript is spliced from 11 exons. NCBI's taxonomy places the organism in Eukaryota, Viridiplantae, Streptophyta, Magnoliopsida, Proteales, Proteaceae. The record is from RefSeq and is a predicted model, not a curated record.